Molecule: messenger RNA, 1434 nt
Organism: Aspergillus lentulus
Lineage: Eukaryota; Fungi; Ascomycota; Eurotiomycetes; Eurotiales; Aspergillaceae
Source: RefSeq, a predicted model, not a curated record
AUGAACGCGGCGGCAGAGGGCGACAAGGCCCUGGCCAACUCUGACUGUCCCACUGCGAUUCGGUACUUCACCCAAGCCCUGACGGAGCUUCCCCGCGCCCCAGCCUACUAUAUCAAGAGGUCCACUGCCUUUUCGCGGCUUAAGGCCGCAGACGGAGGACCCAACUUCCACGCUGCGCUUCUAGAUGCUGAAAUCGCGCUUACGCUUGCCCGAGAACGAGCGAAACGCGAGCUUAUACUGUCUGCGCAAAUGAGACGCGGCAUCGUCCUGUAUCAGCUUGAGCGAUACGGCGACGCAGCCUUCGUGUUCAGCACCCUCCAGGAUAAGAUUGGCACAAGUACAGAAGGUCAAGAUAGAUCGGAGAAAGUGAAGGAUGCAAUGGCUGGUGGUGCUACACGUUCCUCUGCCAAGAAAGGCUAUGAGCAGGAACUUCCCAUUUGGACAUUGAAAGUGAAGGGAAAGCUGAGCAAGCUGGCCGAGGGCGACGAGAAAGCAAGGGUCACCAUUGAGGAGUUUCCCAAGGGCGUGUCCAUUCCAUCUGAAAAGGAUCUCAAGAAGCAGCUCGAUGCUUUCAAGGCUGGUAAAGUCGAGGAGGGAAGUACUCAGGCACAGACCACCUCGUCGGACGACAAGACUACAGAUUCUACGAAAACAAGUACUCGCACAGCAGAGAGCCAGGCCACAAUAGGCAACGCUCCACCCGCGAUGUCCACCACUUCACCAUCCACUGGUCCCUCAACAGAAAAGGUUCGGCAUGAGUGGUAUCAGUCUCAUGACUCCGUUGUCGUGACCCUUUAUGUUAAGGGAGUGCCCAAGGACAGCGUUGACACCGAGCUUAAGGAUGAAUCGGCUGCCAUUCAAUUCCCGCUCCCGUCUGGCGCGGACUACGCUUUUACCUUGGAUCCUCUGUUCGCACCGAUUGAUCCAUCCGCAUCAAAGGUUUCCGUGAUGUCAACAAAGAUUGAACUUGUCCUACGCAAAAAGACAGCGGGCCAGAAAUGGGGCGCCUUGGAAGCGUCGUCGUCAAGCGCCAAACUUGCUGAUCGACAAGCGAUUGUAGGAGCAGCCCCCGCAGCCGAAAGCGGGCCUUCCUACCCAACUUCCUCUCGCCGCGGCGCUAAGGAUUGGGAUAAAGUCGCAUCAACACUGACAGCCAAGAAGUCGAAAGGCAAGGAUAAGGAGCGGAACGCGGAAAAAGAUGCAAAAGCUGGUGAGGACAAUGGCGAUGAAUCCGAUGGUGCAGAUUCCAUCGACUCUGACUACGGCACCGGCGAUCCAGUGGAUGCUUUCUUUAAGAAAUUGUAUGCCAACGCGGACCCGGACACCCGUCGGGCCAUGGUGAAGAGUUACGUGGAGAGCCAGGGCACAUCUUUGAGUACCAACUGGAAGGAAGUGAGCCAAGGCAAAGUGGAAGCACGGCCACCCAGUGACUAG